Molecule: messenger RNA, 826 nt
Organism: Suillus bovinus
Lineage: Eukaryota; Fungi; Basidiomycota; Agaricomycetes; Boletales; Suillaceae
Product: hydrophobin
Exons: 4
Coding region: 188-601 (137 amino acids)
Cellular component (GO): fungal-type cell wall
Molecular function (GO): structural constituent of cell wall
Source: RefSeq, a predicted model, not a curated record
CGGAGUUUCAAAUCUGGAUAGUGCUGAAUUCGGUAACCGAUGCUUCUUUUCAUACAUAAUGUAACUCGACUUUCAAGUUGAAUCCCUAUAAAACUCUCUUAUUCUCAAACCGUCCUGUCCUUCCUCAACUUUCUUUAAGUUCCUUUGUCUUGUGUAGAUCCCUCCUUUCUCAAAGACACAGAAUAUAAUGAGGUUCGCGUCUGUCCUUGCUUUCGCCGUGGCCGUUACUGUCGUAAGCGCGGAGACCAAUGCCGAGAGAAUGUUGCGCGGUCUACCCCCUAUGGCUCCCGCUCGUCGCGCCACGCCCGUUGAGCGCGCCAAGCGCACUGCCCCCUCGGGGACUGGCGGCGGCCAGUGCAACACUGGCUCUAUCCAGUGUUGCGAUUCUAUUACGCAGUCUGGCCAUGGCAGCACGCUCGACGAGUUGCUCUCUGUUAUGAGAAUUGAAGUACCUGUUGAUACUUUUUGUGGUCAGAACUGCUCCCCCCUCAACGUUAUUGGGGGCGGUGGCGCUAAGUGCGGCCAGCAACCUGUUUGCUGCGAGGACAACACUUACAAUGGCCUCGUCAAUAUCGGUUGCUCGCCCAUCAAUAUCUGGUGAAACAAUCACCUCGCUUGGUGUUUGGCUCCAUGCCUGCACACGUUCCGCUCUUUUUUCCGUUUGAUAUGCAUAGAAGUCGCUUUUCCGCGGCUUUGGACUUUUUCAUCUUCAUCAGGCAUAGCCUACGUUAUUGUUUUGUUGCGUUUUUGUUACCUGGUGCAAGUCGCUUAUGGCUAUGCUUUUCCUGUAAUGGACUGGGACAAAUGACUAGGAUCAGACAGGCUA